AUGGACCGCCUACGCGACCUGGCAACUCAAAGACGCGUCGAUUUUCACUUGCGAAUCCCCAAGUCCCUCUCCACCACGUCGCUCAUGCCCCACAAAGCUACUGAUGGUGAUGACGGUGGCGAUACGAACUCAGCAGUCAGCUCAACCAGUGCCAAUGCUGUCUUGGAACCAACAACCUGUCUGACUGGCAACUCACACCCUGCCAUGCCCUCACUUCACCUCGACAAACCUCCCGUCCAUUCCCUUCCUUCUUCUGACACCAAAAUCGCCCAGUCCCAGUCCAAAGCUGGAAACGGUAUGCCCUUUGAUACCAGCCUGCAGACCUCCAGCAUCAAGAAGCCCGACAAGAAGCCCAAGAUGAAGGGGAAAACAAAGGGAAAGACAGCACUGAAGGGAACCCAAGCUGUCAUUGCCCAAGACAACGUCAUCGCAAAUAGCGGCCUUGAGGUCUCACGUCGCAUGAAUGAGUGCGCUCGUGAUGUCCUAGAGGCCAACCAGAUCAUCAAGCGAAAGGAGCACGAGAUAGCUGCCAUCUCCACAAAGAUCGACUCGAUCAAGGCCAACUUUGAAAACGCCAGCAAGCACCUGCAGAAGGCCCAGGCGAUCGCCGCCGAAGCCAUUGACAACAGUGUUUCCGAGCAAUUCAGGCGCAAGGAGGAGGCCAAUCUGGUCAACAUCCUCAUGGGCAUGACGGAAGCUAUCGCAAAAGGAAAUUCCCACAAUUGGUCCAGGGCGAAGGUCAACAAGUCCCUUGAGGAUUUAGAACUGGUCUACAGCAGGAACAAACACUAUUGCCAGUCGCCCAUGGUCAGCAGUGGGAUCGCACAUGUGGCGAAGCACUUCAUGUUCCACACAGACUACGAGGACCAGUUCCAACCGAUGCUCUUCCACCUAGCUAAUCAAAACGACUACAGUGCCUUUGUGGAACGCUCUCGCAGGGAGGACCAGCAGUUUGCCACACAGCAUCACGUCGACUAUAGCACUCGGCCGAGCACUGCUCCGAAGCCAAAGACCAGUAAGACCACCUUGAACGGCGAGGUGCUCGCUGAAAAUGCCAAAGGCAAGCGGAACGUUGACAUGCCCUCAUUUGGAGAGUUGGAUGGCGCAGCAGAUGUCGCUCGGGCCACGUUUAACAAAUUGAAGCUGGAGCCCACUGAGAAGGCUACGGCCCUGCCGCCUCGAUCCUCCUCCCUGUCGUCGUCAAUUAACCCAAUCCCGGCAUGUGUGUUUCCCCAGACAGAUGUUCAUCAGACACCAGGAGCAGCUGCACCCCCCAACCCCUGCGGUGACGCCGCCUGCUCUUUCAAGCGUUUUGACGAGUUGAAGACCCACGACGACCUGAUCGAGUUUGCGAAUGGGCUCUGCUCUAAGCCAGAGCCACGGCCCGAAGUGAGACCCAACCUGAUGGCCGCAGCCGUCCUCGAGUCCAUCGCUGGUGUGGAGGCCACAUACAAGGAUGGAAUGGCGGAAUGUUACCCGGAGGUCAAGAAGGAGGUCGCGUCGGCGAUCAAGAUCAUGCACCAGCUGAAUAAAGAGCAUGUCAAGUCUGAGGAGGUCGCCCAAAAGCUCAGCACCGUCGGUGAGAAGCACGGCUACUGCUUCAUCCAGCCUUCCAGGGUCAUUGACGGACGAGUGCGUGUUGAGGUGACGACGAGCUGCUGUUGCCCGGACUGCACGAGCGACAUGGCAACACGCAAGGAAAGUGGCCACGAGAGCAAGGCUACUCAUGACGAGGUGACGCCCCAGGGAGAGACUGCGCGUGGGAACGAGGACGUGGACCUGCUGUGGAAGGCUUUUGUCUCGGAUGCCAGCAAUACUGAGCGCUAA
Messenger RNA from Diaporthe amygdali, 1827 nucleotides. RefSeq lists its product as uncharacterized. The record is from RefSeq and is a predicted model, not a curated record. The transcript is spliced from 4 exons. Bases 1 to 1827 code for a protein of 608 amino acids. NCBI's taxonomy places the organism in Eukaryota, Fungi, Ascomycota, Sordariomycetes, Diaporthales, Diaporthaceae.